Penicillium nucicola is the source of this 1092-nucleotide messenger RNA. RefSeq names its product cation diffusion facilitator family transporter. Bases 1 to 1092 code for a protein of 363 amino acids. Gene Ontology annotation, molecular function: monoatomic cation transmembrane transporter activity. The transcript is spliced from 2 exons. Gene Ontology annotation, biological process: transmembrane transport; monoatomic cation transport. NCBI's taxonomy places the organism in Eukaryota, Fungi, Ascomycota, Eurotiomycetes, Eurotiales, Aspergillaceae. Gene Ontology annotation, cellular component: membrane. The record is from RefSeq and is a predicted model, not a curated record.
AUGAACAGUGACAUAGAGCUUGAGCGACUGCGGGGAUCUCUCGUCAACCAGCCUGACACCCCAGCGUGGAAAAACCAGCUUCAUCGAAGGAUUCGCCGCGCAAAUGCCUACCAUACAUUGCAAAACUCACACAUUAAUCGACUCAUCCAAGUGGCAGAAGACCCCACUGCAGCGCGGCUGUUAGAUGAUGAACCAAGCACCUCAGCUUUCCACAUCAAAGCCGCCAUCUACACAUCCAUCUAUGGCACUAUUGCAGUCGCGGCGCUGCAGAUCUACGCCGCGGCGACAACACGUUCAUUAUCACUCUUUGUUACCAUGGCAGAAAGCUGUUGCGAGUCUAUCAGCAAUAUUGGCCUCGAUUACCUGCACAGGAAAUCCAAGAAACUCAGCCAUUCAACCAAGUGGCCCGCGGGCGCAGCGCGACUCUGCAAUGCCGGCAACAUCUGCUUCGCUUUUGCCCUGAUGGCUGUUUCACUCGUGCUGGUCGUCGAGUCGAUCCGUGCCCUGGCCAGCACCCAGCAUGAGCUUGGGAAAUUCCACGUGGCAGCUAUUAUCGCUGCUGCGUGCGGAUUCGGCAUUAAGCUUUUCUUGGCCAUCUAUUGCUUCAUGUUCCGAAAACACAGUAGUCAACUGCAAAUGCUUUGGGAAGACAACCGCAAUGACUGCUUCGAGUAUGGCUUCGCCAUCUUCACCUCGGCAGCGGGUGCCAAGCUGAAAUGGUGGGUUGACCCGGCCGGCGCCAUGUUCAUCGCCUGUGUCAUCAUCUUCACUUGGAUCGGCACGGUUCGUUCGGAGUUUCUGGAUCUCUGUGGACGAGGAGCCUCGCCCGAGUUGGUGCAGGAAAUCGUCUUCCUGACUCUUCGUCAUUCUGAUUUGAUUUUGAAAGUCGACACUGUCCAUGCGUAUCACUGGGGUGAGGACUUGUUCGUCGAGGUUGAUAUCGUCAUGGCGCCUGAGCGCAGCCUUCGCGAAGUCCAUGAUGUGUCGCAAGAGCUCCAGGAUAAGCUCGAAAUGGUCGAAGGCUUCGGUCGAGCGUUCGUCCACGUGGACUAUGAAACGUCGCAUAUGCCCGAGCACCGCAAAACCCGCUGA